Candida tropicalis MYA-3404 is the source of this 369-nucleotide messenger RNA. RefSeq names its product mitochondrial 37S ribosomal protein uS13m. Gene Ontology annotation, cellular component: small ribosomal subunit; mitochondrion; ribosome. Gene Ontology annotation, biological process: translation. The record is from RefSeq and is a predicted model, not a curated record. The coding region runs from base 1 to 369 and encodes 122 amino acids. NCBI's taxonomy places the organism in Eukaryota, Fungi, Ascomycota, Pichiomycetes, Serinales, Debaryomycetaceae. Gene Ontology annotation, molecular function: structural constituent of ribosome; RNA binding. The transcript has a single exon.
AUGGGUGUUGUUGUAUUUGGUAAAUCUAUAAAACAUAAUUUUCCAGUCCGUAUAGGAUUAGCCAAGGCUAUCUUUGGUAUUGGUUAUCAAACAGCAGAAAAACUUAUGGCUAAAGUAGGAAUUUAUCCAAAUUGCAGAAUGAAUCAAUUAUCAGAACCACAAAUUAUGGAUUUAAAUAAAGAAAUUUCACAAUUGUUAGUUGAAGGUCAUUUGAAACAAAAGAUUAAUAAUGAUAUUAAACUUAAAAGAACUACUGGUUCCUAUGCGGGUAGUAGACAUGCUUUGGGUUUCCCUGUUCAUGGUCAACGUACAAGAACCAAUGCUUCUACUGCUAGAAAAUUGAACAAACUUGAAAGAUACCGUUUGUAA